Medicago truncatula (barrel medic) is the source of this 1194-nucleotide messenger RNA. RefSeq lists its product as uncharacterized. Lineage: Eukaryota; Viridiplantae; Streptophyta; Magnoliopsida; Fabales; Fabaceae. The transcript is spliced from 3 exons. The coding region runs from base 63 to 536 and encodes 157 amino acids. The record is from RefSeq and is a predicted model, not a curated record.
UUUUAACACGGUCCCCAUGCCACACUUCUGCAAAAAUCAUUUUACAUGAGGGCCAAGGUUAUAUGCUAGAUGAAGAGGUUUUUUCUCUUCUCGGAAAUUUCAGUCAUGCGAAGUCUAUCAAAUUCGAGGUAUCAAAGGUUCUGAGGCAACCACAGAAGCUAUGUGUAUUUCCAAUGUUGACCGAUUUGGAGGUUGGUUUAGUUAGUGUUAAUAUUCUGUUAGCCUUGCUUCAAAAGACGCCGGUUCUCAAGACACUAGUUCUUAAGGGAAUACGUACAUUUGUGGAAGAGCUUCUGAGUUCUGCUGUUGUGCCCGAUUGUUUGGCUUCUCUCCAUGUUGUGAAAUUUGAAGAAAUUAAUAGAGACGAUCAUGAGUUAUUUUUAGCUACAUUUUUUAUGGAAAAUGGUAUGAUCUUGGAGAGUAUGUGUUUCUCUGCUGCUAGGCAAAUCCUGGACAAAUAUGAGAUGAUGCAAGAAUUUAAGGAGAAACUGUACUUACUUAAUUUCAAUUCUGUUGUUGAAUUUUCAUAUGAAUAGUUUAAAGAAGCAAGUGGUAAUAUAGUAUGGUAGAAUUUAUAGCAAGUUAAACUCUAUUGUCUUCUAAAGCGACUUGGGGAGAAAAUAUUGAUUGGUUUUUAUAUGAUCAUGAGAAUAUUGAUCUGUAUGAUGCUUGGAAGUGAAAACCUGUUAGAAGUUAGAACAGGAAUUUUCUAAAGGUGUUACUGUAAGUUGUGUAUAACUAUAUGGUUGAAAAUUCCAGGAAGUUAGAACAGGAAUUUUCUUCAUUAGGAGCCAUGAUAAUUGUUUGGCAUAAUUAAGUUCAUGGUAUGAAUUCUGUUAGGCAUAAACACAAACUAAAAAAUAUAUGUUCUUGUUUGUGUUGAAAAGUUGUUGAGAGAUAAAGGAAAUCACAAUUAUAACUCACUCUUCAAAUUUUGCCUUGAGAAUAAAUGCCCUUAUCAAAAUAAACCUUUCCACACUCAUAAUGUGUCUUAUAAUUCCUUUUAUUGAAAGAUAGCUAGUAAAAAUAUUCGUAGGUAUACACAAUUCUGAGUACAGCUUAUUCAUGCAAAUUCUAUUGUCCACUUGUUUUUUCAUCGAUAAACCCAAACCAAGGCUGGAUCUUAUUUACUUAUAAUAAUUCAGAAAACAGUAGAAAAUCCUUGGACAAUUCGAACACCACUGAGAACGAUCU